Messenger RNA from Rhodamnia argentea, 729 nucleotides. Its product is annotated as ATP synthase subunit delta, chloroplastic. Gene Ontology annotation, molecular function: proton-transporting ATP synthase activity, rotational mechanism. Gene Ontology annotation, biological process: proton motive force-driven ATP synthesis; photosynthetic electron transport in photosystem I; photosynthetic electron transport in photosystem II. Gene Ontology annotation, cellular component: chloroplast thylakoid membrane. Bases 1 to 729 code for a protein of 242 amino acids. The transcript has a single exon. Lineage: Eukaryota; Viridiplantae; Streptophyta; Magnoliopsida; Myrtales; Myrtaceae. The record is from RefSeq and is a predicted model, not a curated record.
AUGCACCGAGGGGAGUUUAUCCUCUUCGUUUGCAUCCUUACCUCUCAGUUCUCCCUUCACAGCUUCCAAAUGGAGAUCUUGUCGAGCUGCCUCUCCUCCACCCUCCACCUCAACAAGCUCCCGACCUCCCUCCAUCCCUCCUCCUCCUCCUCCUCCUCUCAUCACCUCCACUUCAUCUCCCAACGACACCCUGCCGCCGCCCCUAGUUUUCUUUCUUCUUCAUCUCUUCACUCCUCCUCACCUUCUAAUUCUCUUCAUAUUACUAGCAGCAACGCCGACGGUCGCCCUAUAUCUCCGGUCACAGUCCACAGAAAAGCUGCCACUGGCUAUGCUGCCGCUCUCAUGGACGCGGCUCAGCGUAACCACUCCCUCGGACAAGUCGAGUCCGAUGUCCACAGGCUCUCCCUGUCGCUCCGCUCCUUGCAGGAUGGAGAAAUCUUUAGCGACCCUUACGCGAGCCAUGCCGAUAAAGGACGGGUGCUCAAGGAAAUAUCCAAGCAAGGGAGGUUCCACAAGCACCUGGUUGCGCUGUUGAAGAUGUUCAUACGCAAGAACCAGAUUGAAAUGGUCAGCGAGGUGUUGGAGGAAUUCAAGAGGAUCUACCGCGACAUGAUCAGUGGAUCAGAAGCAGUGUUGUCAUCGCAGGCAGUAAAAAUGCUCAAUGCCGCCAGCGUAAGGAGAUCAUUCACUGUUGAUGAGAUUGAGACCUCGGUUUCUUUUGUUAUGUAA